CACAUGUCUAAAUAUUGAGAAAAGACCUUUACGCAACAAAAAAAAAAAAAUUAGGAUUGGUAAAUCAUACCUCAAUUUGUUUCAUGUUAAUGUCAUGCAUUUGAAUUUGAUCGUUUUAAGGAGUUGUGUUUGUCACACCAUUCCCAAGUUUUUUUUGAGUUUUUAAUUAGGGAUCCAAGUGAUUAUGCUUUUUAUCAAGUUCUAGCUGUUGAAUUGUAUAGAGAAGAAGCCGCGACAAAACUAUUUUUGAAUGUGAAUGGCAAAAACUUAACCGUCAAAAGCAACUGCUCUAGUGGAGCUACAAGUUUAUAAUCACGCAAAAAGUUUUGUUGUCAGUGUUAUACAAUUGAUAGAAGUGUAAUUAUUUAUUUCAUAAAACAAGUUUUGGUGCGCGCGAAUACUCUUAUUGUCUGAAUUAACCAAACUUUUUCUGGGAAUUAUAUGGUACAUUGUGCUUGAUACAACAAAAAUCAUGGAAGGAGUUUGUAACAUUGAAACUGGGACCAGUAUAAAUAUAAAACGAACUGAUGGACGUAUUCAUUCUGCUAUAGUUUCUGGUGUUAAUUGGGACAUGAGGAGUGUCACUGUCGAAUGGUUUGAAAGGGGUGAAACAAAGGGGAAAGAGGUGGAGAUUGACACGAUUCUUGCUCUCAAUCCAGAUUUGAAUGCGAAACAUAUGGGUCCUCCUACAGCUCAGGUCAAUGACUAUAUGUUGGCAACAUCACGAGCAAGGGACUCGUCUGAUGAAGACGAAGAUGGUCUCGAUGAUUUGGAAUUGAAUCAAGAGGAAAGAAAUGGACUGACUUCUGCAACGCUUCCUGUACGAGUUACUUCUCGAAUUUCGCAUUCUACAAGGGCCAGCAUUUCUGUGAAAGCUGGAAUAAAUAGAAACAAUCAGAGACAACAGCCCAGUCGUCCAACGAAUAUAAUGCCUCAUAAUGGUGAAACGAUAUCUAAUCUAACUGGACGUCGAGAAAUGAUGGAGAACAUACCUCCAACACCUACAACAAAUCCAACAUUUAACGUUUCUAAUGCAGCAUCCAAACAGCAGAAAAAAAAUCAACAGCAAGUCCAACAACAACAACAACAACAGCAACAACAGCAGCAGCAGCAACAACAACAACAAGUUUUAGAAAAUGGCAGAAAUAGAAGGUCAAAUGUCGUUAAAGAGGUUGAGCGACUCAAGAAAAAUAGAGAAGAGAGAAGACAGCGUCAAGCCGAACUCAAGGAAGAAAAAGAAGCCCUCAUGAAUUUAGAUGCAGGCAAUCCUAAUUGGGAGUUUUUAGCUAUGAUUAGAGAAUAUCAAAACAGUGUAGAUUUUAGACCAUUGCGAGAGACAGAUACUGUUGAUGAUCACCAAAUUACUGUGUGUGUGAGAAAAAGACCAUUAAAUAAGAAGGAACAAAAUCGCAAAGAAGUGGACGUGAUAACUGUUCCCAGUAAAGAUCAAAUAGUAGUGCACGAACCUAAAGCAAAGGUUGAUUUAACUAAAUACCUUGAAAAUCAACUCUUCAGAUUUGACUAUGCUUUCGAUGAAACCUGUACAAAUGAAGUUGUUUACAAAUAUACAGCUAAACCUCUAGUGCAAACAAUUUUCGAGGGUGGAAUGGCAACAUGUUUUGCAUACGGACAAACUGGAAGUGGAAAAACACACACAAUGGGAGGUGAUUUUAAUGGAAAAACUCAAGAUUGCAAAAAAGGAAUUUAUGCCAUGGUUACCAAGGACGUUUUCAAGUAUCUAAAGUCGCCUAAAUAUCGGCCUCUAAAUUUAGUGAUAUCGGCGAGUUUCUUUGAAAUAUACUCUGGAAAAGUUUUCGAUCUUUUGGCAGAUAAGGAAAAGUUACGAGUUCUCGAAGAUGGAAAACAGCAGGUACAAAUUGUUGGUUUAACUGAGAAAGUAGUAGAAACUUGUGAUGAAGUUUUAAAACUUAUUCAGCAUGGAAAUAAUGCCAGGACAAGUGGACAAACUAGCGCUAAUUCAAAUUCUUCAAGAUCACAUGCAGUUUUUCAAAUAAUAGCUCGAACUCCUGGAAUGCAUAAAAUUCAUGGCAAAUUUUCUCUUAUUGAUUUAGCUGGAAAUGAAAGAGGAGCUGAUACAUCAUCUGCAAAUAGACAAACGAGAAUGGAAGGUGCUGAAAUAAACAAAUCUCUUUUAGCUUUAAAAGAGUGUAUACGUGCUUUAGGACGCAAGGGUACCCAUUUACCUUUCCGGGCAAGCAAAUUGACUCAAGUUCUUAGAGAUAGUUUCAUUGGUGAAAAAUCUAAAACCUGCAUGAUUGCUAUGAUUAGUCCGGGUAUGAGUUCAUGCGAACAUUCAUUAAAUACAUUGCGAUAUGCAGAUAGGGUAAAAGAAUUGGCAGCUAACGAUCCUACGGAAACAAAAAAUUCUCCUUCAGAUGAUGAUCAGCAGCAGAUUGAAGUUAAAUUAGAAGAGGAUCAGACAAAUAACAGCGUCUUAUCUGAUAGUGACUUGGCUCAAUUACGAUCUCUUAAUGAGGGCGAAAUCUCACAAGAUCUUUAUACAUUUCAUGAAGCAGUAUCGGCAUUGCAAUUACUUGAGGAAGAAGUUUUGGAUACACACAAAACUGUUAUUGACAGUAGUAAUACUUUCAUAAACGAUGCUCACUCUGUCUUUUCUGUAACACAUGAAGUCGAUUACGACCAAGAAGAAAUGAGACGGAAAAGAACAAAAUUCGAUUCACCCUACUUGAGGAGGAGGUUCUCUUUACGUAAGCGCCUCAUUGAGAGAAAGCAAUUUUCAGAUGCUUAUGCAGAAAAAUGGGAGCAGCUUUUAAUUCGACAAAGGGACAAACUAAAUGAUGCUUUGGAGCAAGUUUGUAAAUUUCGCAGUCAACUUUUGCAGGAAGAGCAAAUUAGUCAGAAAAUGACACGUACGCGCAAUACACGCUACAAUUAAAAAAUUAUUUCUCAUCAUUAGAUUGCGUGUGCAUUAUUACUAACAACAAAACGAAAUAAGAAUUACACUUUUUGAAACGAAUUAAAAAACCCUAUUUUCCCUCUUUGAUGUAUAAACAUUUUUACAUACAUACAUAUAUUCAUACAUAAUAUAAUGCUCAACAAUUUUGGUCAACUUGAAUAAGAAAAGAAAAGAAAAAAAAAAAACUAAUGUCAAAAACAAGAGCAGUUUUCUGAGAAUCUCGACAUUACAAUUUGCGAAUACUAACGAAAGAAGAAAUCAUUUUGAUUCUUAUAGAAUCGUCUCACAUAUAAUGUGUUUAGAAAUGAGCAGUAUUUUUUAAAAAAAAAAAAGUAUUUCUUGUUUAAAAAAUUGUGCUAUUUCUAAACACUAACUCAAUAAUAAUAGCGUAACAAAAACCCCCUUUUCGUCGACCAUUGCUCUCUUUCUCCAUCCAUUAUAGACUGCACACACAUAAAAAAGUGUUUUUUAUCUGUUUGAGAAAAAAUUAAUUAAUUUAGCAUACUAAUGAUAAAAUAAAAAUGUUGAGAAAAUACAUACAUGUCAACGAUCUCUGAUGAUAAAAAAAAUUAAGUUGUCUUUAAAGUUAAAAAAUAGUCUUGUAAAUUUUUAAUAAAAAAUAAUAUAUUUGAGGUAUAAAAAAAAAAAAAAAAAAAAAAAAAAUGACCAUUAAUUUGAAAUAUUCUUAUAAAAUAUCACUAUUAUAGUGAACACAGAAAUAUAAACGACUGUAUGUAUGCAUUAUGUAUGUAUAUAAUAUUGUGUGCAUUAGAUUAUAAAGAAGAAACAAAAAUUAUUCAAAAUUGUAUUUAAAACUAAAUAGAAAAAUGUUUUGUUGGAAAUAAUGAUGGUGACUCUCGUGCGCAACAGUAGAUCGGUACACGUAAAUAUAUAUAUAUAUAUCUCGCUAUUCGUAUUAAACCAAAUAACGACUGAUUAAAAAAAAAAAAAAAAAAACAAAAAGAAAUUCUAUUAAGAAGAUGUGCCACGAUGAAAAUGACUCCAUUUAGCACUAUAUAGUAUUCAAAACGAUAACAAAGUCAACUUUUUAUAUAGAGUAAAAGAAAAUACGUUUUAAAUUAUACACAUAUAUAAAUAUAUACAAAGUUGUACUUUUUUUUUAAACAAUUUUUACCUAUGAGUUUUUAAUUUAAAAAAAUAUAAUUUAAAAUGGUAAUAUCAUCUUGGCAGAUGUCCUUAAUAUUACUUGAUUAUCAUGCGUCUCAUAUAUUAAAAGAAAUGUAAGCAUGUGAUUUAAUAAAAUAAUAUAAAAAUGUGUCCAUACGGAACACAAAGAAAGUGCCCCAUGUCGGCGACAAAUUACGGCCGCUUUUCUAUAAUAUUGUUUGACAUGCAGAAAAUAAUGAAAACAUUCUCCCGCUGUUGAGAAAUGAUUAUAUAAAAGUGUAUUUUUUUUAUUUGUUUAUUAAUAUAAAAAUUAAAUUACAGUCCUAGAUGUAUUCUAUUUAAUUGUUACGGACAAACCAUUUGUAAAAAAAUUCAACAAUUAUAAUUCUUUGAAAAUAAAUAAUCCGCUUUUAUCUUUUCA
Leptopilina heterotoma is the source of this 4487-nucleotide messenger RNA. It is a transcript of the gene Klp10A, whose product is annotated as kinesin-like protein Klp10A. Gene Ontology annotation, biological process: microtubule-based movement. The transcript is spliced from 13 exons. Gene Ontology annotation, molecular function: microtubule motor activity; microtubule binding; ATP binding. Bases 473 to 2917 code for a protein of 814 amino acids. NCBI's taxonomy places the organism in Eukaryota, Metazoa, Arthropoda, Insecta, Hymenoptera, Figitidae. The record is from RefSeq and is a predicted model, not a curated record.